Messenger RNA from Labeo rohita (rohu), 6420 nucleotides. RefSeq names its product ankyrin repeat and fibronectin type III domain containing 1 (gene ankfn1a). The coding region runs from base 1353 to 5573 and encodes 1406 amino acids. Gene Ontology annotation, molecular function: protein binding. NCBI's taxonomy places the organism in Eukaryota, Metazoa, Chordata, Actinopteri, Cypriniformes, Cyprinidae. The record is from RefSeq and is a predicted model, not a curated record. The transcript is spliced from 25 exons. Gene Ontology annotation, biological process: establishment of mitotic spindle orientation; regulation of establishment of bipolar cell polarity. Gene Ontology annotation, cellular component: spindle.
AUCUUAGUUAAAUGUUGAUCUUUGGAUCUUUCUAUUAAUCAAACAAUCCUAAAAAAAAUACUCAACUGUUUUAAAUAUUGAUAAAUAUUGACAAACUUUUCUUGAACAGCAAAUCAGCAUAUUUAAAUGAUUUCUGAAGGAUCAUGUGACACUGAAGCCUGGAGUAAUGAUCCUGAAUGAAUUUAGCUUUGAGCACAGGAAUAAAUUACAUAUUAAAAUAUAUUCAAAUAGAAAGCAGUUAUUUUAAAUACAAAAAUAUUUCACAGAAAGACUGCUUUUGCUGUAUUUUGGAUCAAAUAAAUGAUGAGCAGAAGAGACUUCUUUUAAAAAAACAGGUAUAUGCACUACCGUUCAAAAGUUUGGGGUCAGUAAGACUUGUAAUAGUCUUUAAAGAAGUCUCUUAUGCUCAUCAAGGCUGCAUUUAUUUGAUUAAAAAUAUAGAAAAAAAACAGUAAUAUUGCAAAAUGUUUUUACAAUAUAAAAUAAUGUUUUUUAUUUUAACAUACUUUAAAAUAGAAUUUAUUCCUGUGAUGAAAAGCUGAAUUUUUAUCAGCUGUUACUCCAGUCUUAAGUGUCACAUGAUCCUUCAGAAAUCAUUCUAAUAUGCAGAUUUAUUAUUAGAAUGAUCAAUGUUGGAUAAUAUCAGCAGUUGUGCUGCCAAAUAUUUUUUGGAACCUGUGAUUUUUUUUUUUCAGGAUUCUUUCAUGAAUAACAAGUUUAAAAAGUACAGUGUUUAUUCAAAAUAUAAAUAUUUUAUAACAAUGUAAAUUAUUUAUUAUUAACUUUUAAUAAACUUUUAAUUAUUAACUUAAUACAUCCUUGGUGAAUAAAAGUAUUAAUUUCUUUAAAAAAAAAGGAAAAAAAAGAAAAAAGAAACAAUAAAAAUGUACUGACCCCAAACUUUUGAAGGGUAGUGUAUUUCAUAUAAUAGUUUUGACCUAAAAUGUACUUUACCACAUAACGCACAGCUUUUUAAGUGUAUAGUUGAAUUAACAAUGUUAACUACGUAUUUCUCAUGAAGGUACAAAAAUUGCAUAGUUUAUAUCACUGAGGCUAGUCAUCGUUUUGUCUAGUGGAAAUAGCUGAUGUUCUUUGGUUACAUCAACAUGAAGAUGAAGAACUGUUUAUGUGAGAUAAUUGCAGUCCCUCAUUUUCCUGCAUAACUACAUAAAUAUUUCCUGUCUUAUCUCACACAGACAUGCACCAAAAAAAUCUGGACAGGACGGGUUUCAACGAAUAUCGACGUUUUAACGUUACAGUCGUUAGCAAAACAUAAGCUAUCAAAACUUUACUCCGCGGAACAUAGUUUCGAGUUAUUGAACAGAGAUGAAAAGUGAAUAUCUUCGGAGCAGAUGACAGGGUUCCUUCACUUCCUGAUGGCGAACAGGGAUCAUAUUUGUUUCAGGUUUUUACGGGAAGAGGAUGCAGAUGUUCUGAGGAUCCGCAGCGGUUCCUUGAGCCCAGAGCCGGAGAACAAAGAGAAAUGGCUCAAGAUGUCUUAUGAGACCGAAAAAACGUGCUUGCUGGCUUCACAGGAUUCACGAACGCCAUGUGGUUGCAACAAAUAUGAAAUCCCAGGAAUGGGAGACGACAGUGUUUUAGAAAUGCUGAGCUACUCUAAAUUCUCCGAUCUGGAGACGUGGCUGUGUAUGCCCUCUACUUUGUUACCCAGAAGCCGGGACUCAGUUUGCUCCUUGCCACCACCGUCCCAUGAGAAUGGCACUGGAGACACAGAUAAAGAAUCCAGGCCCCUGGAGAACGAAUCUAUCCAUCUGAGCCAGUGCCAGGAGAGGAAAACCCAUCUAUUGCCACCCUCCCCACUCCUGCCAGUUUCAGCCUCCCCUCAGUCCUCAUCGCCCCUGCGGACCACCUCGACUCCUCUGCCCAAGCCCACCAGAGACUCCUGUCAAGGUGGCGUGAGUGUGAGGAAACGGCGGCGCCUGGCAGCCAGCCCCGGAGGACUGCACUGGGACGCAUCAGGGUCAGUGCUGCGUGACCAUGACCGAGGGGAGACGUCGUCACUGUCGGAAGUGAAGCGCUUCCCUCGGAGUGUGGAUUCACAUAGUCGUGUCCCAGAGCCUUGGAGGGAUAGAGUGCCUCUUAGGAAGACCAUAUCCAUCGAUGACCGCCUUCUCCAGCAGACACCUAGAGAACAUCACAGACUCUUCAGCCGAAUAGAGAGGGGCAAGAAGAAACUCAGGAACAUUAAUAGUCUUGGAGUCACUGGCAGAUACGAAACGCAUAAAAAAUCCGAGAGCAGGAUCUCCCGACUGGCUCAGAGACUCAACCAGAGGCAAAGCGAUGCUGCGCUGAUUAAGGAUUUCCGACCUCUUUUCCUCCUCUCCGGCUCUCCGGGAAGCUCUCAGAGCUUGGACAGGAACUUCUCCAUUAGUAUGACCCAACAGAUGCAGAACCUGCAGCUGACGCAGAGUAAGAAGGGGGCGGGUCCCGCCUCCCCCAACGCUGCCAAACGCCUCUACCGAAACCUCUCUGAGAAGCUCAAGGGAAGCCACUCCUCCUUUGAGGAUGCCUACUUUUUUGGCCGAUCCGACCGUAUCCGCAAAGUAUCUAACAUUCAGAGCAGUGAGGCUCUGUUCGAGGCUGUUGAACAGCAGGAUCUGGAUGCCGUGCAGAUCCUGCUGUUUCAGUACACAGCUGAUGAACUGGACCUCAACACCCCCAACAGUGAAGGCCUGACGCCUCUGGACAUCUCCAUCAUGACCAACAACGUCCCCAUAGCCAAACUGCUGCUCAAAGCUGGGGGGAAGGAGAGCCCUCACUUUGUCAGCUUGGAGAGCAGAGAUGCCCAUCUCUCAGCGCUGGUGCAGGAAGCCCAAAGGAGAGCCAGCGAGCUGUCCACCCAGGUGAUGAGAGAGAGUCUCAGCCUGGAAACAUCUGACAAGGAAAAACAGCUCAAAGCUUGGGAGUGGAGAUGCAAACUCUACAAGCGCAUGCGCACUGGAUUCGAACAUGCACGACCACCGGAGGCUCCGUUGACAGUGCGUCUAAGUGUGACUGGCAGCACAUCUCUCACCGUCAGCUUUCAGGAACCUGCCAGCAUGAACUCGGCUGUAGUGACCAAAUACAAAGUGGAAUGGAGCUGUCUGAAGGACUUCUCUUUAUUAGCCGGAGAGCUGACCCUUGAGAAUCUGCAGUCUCUGAAAUGCACAAUAACAGGUCUUACCACGGGUAGACAAUACUAUGUUCAAGUCUCUGCUUACAAUAUGAAAGGCUGGGGUCCAGCACAACUCUCUCAACCUCCCUCUGCUGUUCCCUCCAACUGGAAGGACUGCGAUGGGAGAGAGAGCAGGAGGAGAGGUCACAUUGAGGCUAUGGAGAGGCUGUUACAGCAGGUUCGAGCCACACACCAGCACUACUGCUGUGGAGACACUUCAAAGUUGCAGAAUCCAAGUCGUAAACAGUCAGUGUCCCGGAGCCUAAAACACCUUUUUCACUCCUCUACUAAAUUUGUCAAGAGUCUCAAAAGGGGAGUUUAUAUAGCGUCAGUAUUUUACCAUAAGGACAGUCUGCUAGUGACUAAUGAGGAUCAGAUCCCCAUAGUGGAGGUGGACGACUCAUACAGCAGCUCCCUCAUGCAGGACUUUCUGUGGUUCACCAAGCUGUCCUGUAUGUGGGAAGACGUCCGGUGGCUGAGACAGAGCCUGGCAGUCUCCACCUCUUCCUCUUCCACUCUGCAGUCCAGACAGAAGAUGCUGGCGGCCGCGGGCCAACUGCAGAAUCUUCUGGGCACUCACAAUUUGGGCCGAGUCCACUAUGAGCCAAUUAAAGAUCGUCAUGGGAAUGUACUGCUUGUGACAGUGAGGGAGAUGGAUAGCCUUUAUUCCUUUUUCAACGGGAAGUGGAUGCAGGUGUCCAAACUGCAGAGUCAGAGGAAGUCUCUGUCCACUCCUGAGGAACCAUAUGCCCUGGACAUCCUCCUCAUAACCAUACAGGACAUUCUGGCUUAUCAAAGACGAAGUCAGCACCGGUUGUCCUCUGGGCUUUAUCUGGGUUACCUGAAGCUCAGCAGCUCUGUGGAUCAGAUCAAAGUUCUGGUUCCUCAACGUACGCCCAACAUGCUUUGCCACACUAAGAUACGAGACAACUAUAAUGUGUCAAGGGAUGAGUGGGAAUGGCUGCAGUUGCUGUCUGGCCCUGUGGAGGUGGAAAGAGCAGAUCAGGCUACAGACUGCCUCCUCUUCUCUGAGCUCCAGACGGCCAUUAAGAGUCUGCUGCACCAGAUUAAUCUACCUCUCCACCAGGCCAAGCACUUCCGUCUCUACACACACGAGGUGCUGGAGCUGGGUCACAAUGUGUCCUUUCUUCUGCUGCUGCCCGCCUCAGACGACGUUUGCUCUGCCCCGGGACAGACCAACCCCUACACACCACACUCGGGGUUCCUCAACCUCCCUCUUCAAAUGUUUGAGCUCGUUCACUUCUGCUCAUAUAAGGAGAAAUUUAUCAGUCUUUACUGCCGGCUGUCCUCAGUCCUGGACCUGGACGCUCUAAUUACCCAGCAGGCUUUUAGAGAGGCCAUCACUGACUCAGAGGUGUCCACAGCCAAACAGAGACACCAGCACAUAUUGGACUACAUUCAGCAAUUGGACGAGAUGUGGCGAGACGUCCGCUGGAUCACCAAUGCCCUGCAGUACGCCCGCUAUAAACAGCCUCUCGGUUGGGUGCCUAUCACCUGGCUAGUAGAUGUCAGCGUGGAGCCUCCUGUCCAGAAGAAUGACUCCACGUCCUCUAACACAGACUACGUGCCCACUCCCUCACCCUCUCCAGAAAUGAGAAGGCGAAAGCCCACAAUUGAGUCCCAACCAGGUUCAGAUGAAGAGGGCUGUUCGGAGGUUUUUCUCCCCACAGACAGUGACUACGACUCAAGUGAUGCUCUGAGUCCUCGUGACCUGGACUUAGUUUACUCCUCAGCCCAAGAUCUCUCCCAUCAGGCCGUGCACGUCCUCAGCGGCAGCGCCCCUGAUGUUCUUCAGAUGCAUGAUCUCAAAUAUAGCGCUUGCCCCAAGUCCAUCCUAGAAACCGAAUCGUGCACCAAGGACAUGGAAGACCUAUCACUAUCCUCUUAUUCCGUAAAGACCACAGACAAGCCUGGACGGAAGUUCUUAGCCGAUCCACCAACAAAACGAAAGCUGCUGUCCAAAAGCCACCCCCAGAGGAGUUAUUUCGGCGGGCCGCACCGCUGGCUGCGUGUACAGAGCGAGAGUCACACUCCCUCGCUAUCCGAAGGCAUCUACACCAGACAGAGCGAUAUCGACCUGCCGCUGGAUACGCCACUCUCCCUACCGCAUUCUCCCACUACCUCCUACAGUUUGGAUGAGUACAAAGCGCCCUACAGGGAGUCUAAACCCAACGUUCGCAGAAUCUUUGUGGAGUCGUGCAGCAAGACAUCACCCUGCAGAGAUGCCCCACAUUGGGAGGAGGAGGAGGCGAGAUCGAGAGGAGCUACAGCCAGAGAGGCCGGAACGGGAUACGGCACCACAGCAGAAGCUCAGGAUGUGGAUUCGGAUGAGCUAACAAAUGAACAAGUGUCGGAAAUCCUCAGCAGCACUCUUUAGGAUGAUAUACGCGUUCCAUCAUGUAGACUAAGCUCCAAAACUUCUCUUUCCCCUCCAACCACACACUUUACAACAACUCACGGUUGUAACGAGUGAACUCUUAGCCUAAUCAAUUCUUGCAUCCUCUCUGCAGAGGAUGAAGUUGCUGGUCAACUCUGCGGGACUCAUAACUCAUGGCUCUGACUGUUACAAUGUUGAUUAUCAAUGCAACGUGAAACAAAGCACUGCUUUUCCUCAGAACUUGAAAUUGCCUCAGCCAAUAGAGCCCAACAGUGAGCGCCCACUUUUUCAGCUGCCUUUGUUCUGAAUGUAUCUUUCCCAUUUAUUAUCACCAUAGGGGUUUUAAAAAACGUCUACAGACUAAAAGACUUUGAAGUCGUGAACAAAACCAGCUUUAAAUGUUACAGCUUUUUGUGCAAAAGCUACAAUAGUAUUUAAACUCACUUAUGAUUGAAGUCCUCAGUUACCUUGGUUACAAUAUAAACAUUCUAAUCUAUUGAUUAGAAGUAAAUAUAUGUAUUGGGGCUGGGUAAAAAAUGAUCAGUUUCUCAGUUUGAAUAAAUUUUCAUUUUUAUGAAACGAUAUAAAUUCUUAAAGGUCCACUGAAGUGCUUUGAAACACUUCAGCGCGUUAUUCUAUGCGUUGACAAUUUCAACUGAAACAGGAAAACAGGGCGGUCCAGCAGUCCCGCACCCUUUUUUAAAUAGCCAAUAGCGUUUUGUUCAUAUGACAGCUUGGUAAAGUCGCAUUUGACAGUGUAUGACAGCCACAAUUUCAUCUAUAUUGCAUUAUCUAUAUAUAAAAUAGCAUUUUGUGUAGAAUUGAAAUGUGUUCGGUCAGUUCUGUG